This is a messenger RNA of Endocarpon pusillum Z07020, 1500 nucleotides long. RefSeq lists its product as uncharacterized. The coding region runs from base 1 to 1500 and encodes 499 amino acids. NCBI's taxonomy places the organism in Eukaryota, Fungi, Ascomycota, Eurotiomycetes, Verrucariales, Verrucariaceae. Gene Ontology annotation, molecular function: monoacylglycerol lipase activity. The transcript is spliced from 2 exons. The record is from RefSeq and is a predicted model, not a curated record.
AUGACCAUUUGGGUUCAUGACUCCGCCGCCAGUAUUCUUCCCUUCAGCCUUGCCAGCAUCAGCCGUCAGGCGGUAUUCUACAACAUGGAAGAAGAAACUCGAAGAAACUUCAGCGACGCGUCUCGCAAAGCGGAUCAUCUCUGUGUCCUGGUUCAUGGUCUUUGGGGAAAUCCUUCACAUUUAAAUUAUGUUGCAUCGGCGCUUCGUGAGAAAUACGGCGAAGAUCAGCUGGUUGUUCUCGCUGUCAAACGCAAUGCUGGUAGCUAUACCUACGACGGUAUUGAGACGGGUGGUGAGCGUGUCGCGAAGGAGAUUGAGGAGGCUCUCGAUGAGCUUGCUCGGGAGGGAUACAACAUGAAGAAGUUGAGCAUGGUUGGAUACUCCUUAGGGGGUCUGGUCGCUCGUUAUGCCCUUGGACUGCUGCACUCUCGAGGCUGGUUCAAGAAAAUUAGACCUGUCAACUUCACAACAUUUGCCUCACCACACCUUGGUGUCCGAACGCCUCUUAGAGGCUACGCCAACCACAUUUGGAAUGUUCUCGGAGCACGAACAUUGUGCAUGUCUGGGCGCCAGCUAUUCAUGAUCGAUAAGUUCCGAGAUACUGGACGGCCAUUGUUGAGCGUUCUGGCGGAUCCUGAUAGCAUCUUUAUACACGCUCUGAAGAAGUUCGAGAACCGAUCACUGUAUGCGAAUAUAGUCAACGAUAGAUCCGCCGUCUUCUACACUACCGCUAUCUCGCGUACUGAUCCCUUUACGCAGAUGGAAAGUUUAGAUCUGAAUUUCGUCAAAGGUUAUGAGACGGCGGUGCUCGAUCCCGAUACACCUUUUAGACUGCGGAAAGAUCAGCAUUUACCGACAUUCUAUACUCGUCUUGCAGGUGGCAGCCAAACCUUUCUGAAGAAUUUACCGGUCUAUGUUGCACUCGCGGUUAUUUUCCCAAUUGCUUUCGUUGUUUUCAUGGUCAAUUCAAGUAUUCAGAGUGUCCGAAGCCGUCGUCGCAUCCGUCUCCAUGAGGAUGAACACAAGAUACACGGCUUUGCUAGGUACCGCGUGCCUUUUAUUAUUCAGGACGUGCAGCAAGCCGUUGAAGAUGCAUAUGAGAACGUCAACGCAGCACAAAGCCAAGAAUACUUGCCUGAUGGGUCGGAGGAAAUGGCAGCAGCAAUGGAAAGUCCGCAAGAAUCGACGGAGUCUUUGCCCUCAUCUCUCGCUGAUCACUCAGGCACAUCAAUGACCUCGGAAAAGUCUGAGAAUGCCACUUUGAACGAUGGUGGAAAGGACCUUCCACAGAGAUCGCCCGAAUUUCCCACUCUCGCGUUGACACCGGCACAAUUCGCCAUGAUUAAGUCUCUGGACGACUGUGGCUUUCAGAAAUUCCCUGUACUCAUAUCGAAAUCUAAUCACAGUCAUGCAGCGAUCAUUGUUCGAAUAAUCAAGUCAAGCUUCGACGAAGGCAAGAUUGUAAUCCGUCAUUGGUUGAACGAAAACUUCAAGAUUUGA